Ylistrum balloti is the source of this 1661-nucleotide messenger RNA. Its product is annotated as monocarboxylate transporter 2-like. The coding region runs from base 62 to 1426 and encodes 454 amino acids. The record is from RefSeq and is a predicted model, not a curated record. Lineage: Eukaryota; Metazoa; Mollusca; Bivalvia; Pectinida; Pectinidae. The transcript is spliced from 6 exons. Gene Ontology annotation, biological process: transmembrane transport; monocarboxylic acid transport. Gene Ontology annotation, molecular function: monocarboxylic acid transmembrane transporter activity.
AAGAUAGCAUGAUUAAGUCUCGAUUUAUGAAAACACGGACGGUCAGACUAGGGCUGUGACUAUGACAAGAUGGUGCGAGGCUGGGCGAUGUAUCCCCGAACGUCUUGUGGUGCUAGUGUCGGCCUUCCUAACUAUGUUCUUCGGUUCGAGUCUGAUGUCGGCAACAGGAAUAAUACAUGUGGCUUUGCUGGAGCACUUUCAGGAACCUGUUCCAGUUACUGCAUGGACAGGGGCACUGUUCUCUGCCUGCUUCUGUCUAGGAGCACCUUUAGCUGGGAUGGUCAUCAACUUGGUCAGCUGUCGGGCAUGCAUCAUCUGUGGGGCCUUUCUUAACCUAAUAGGAUUCGGAGUGUCCAGUUUUGUUAACAACAUAUACGUCCUUUAUCUAACGUAUGGCAUUAUUGCGGGUACUGGUCAAGCAUUUGGAUACACGGGUUCAUUCGUGGUAGUUGGAUUUUACUACGGAAAACAGCGGAGUUUAGCUACGGGAAUAGUUGUGGCAGGAUUCGCGGCUGGAAUGGUAGUCUUUCCAUUUUUCACACAAAUUCUUGUAUCAGAAUUUAGCCUGAAGGGCACAUUCCUCUUGCUGUCAGCAGUGGGAUUUCAGACGUGUGUGUUUGGUACCAUAAUCGCACCGGGCCGGACAGAACGGGCGCUCCAAUCUGAGGCCAGAAGACGUCGUGAAAUUAGUAAAACGUCAUCUUGUAAACGGUUAUAUGAUGCUUUCAGGAUACUUGGUAAAAUGUCGUUUCUUAUUUUUUGUGUAAGUAUAUUUUUGUGGUGUAAAUCUUUAUCGAUCGUUACGAUGUAUGUUACGGAUUUUUAUCAUUCUACCGGAUCCAGUAUGGCGGAGGCUGCCUUUCUAACGUCACUUAUUGGGAUCGGAAGUAUAAUAUCACGUGUUAUGGUUGGAAUCGCAGCAGUGGAUGGUGGAGUAGACCGGAAGUUAUUGUAUUUCGGAUCGUAUGGAGUAAUUGGUGUGUUUACAUUGACUUUACAAUUCUAUGGAACGAGUUACUGGGGUAAGGCCUGUUUCUCCUCGUUGUUUGGCCUAUACACAGGAGGAUCGUGGACGUUGCUCAGUCCAAUCACCGUGGAAUUAGUAGGAUUAGAAAACCUGGCCAGUGGCUUCUCUAUUGAAAUGGUUGCUGCUGGACUUGGCCUUCUGGCCGGUCCUAUUGUCGGCGGGUACUUGAUUAACGACGUAACGGGAUACAGCUAUGUAUUUGGGUACGCAGGUAUGAUGCACUUUCUGGCAUUUUUCUCAGGUUUGUUAAUGUCGCUUUUCACACAACAAGAAAUGGCAUCCCGAGUUACACUAGAACAGAAACAUAUUGUAGCGUCUGAGAAAACAGAGGAUAUUGUAGUUUUAAAUGAAAAUAAACUGGAACGUACGUCAUUCCUAAGUCAGCCCAUGGACGAUUGAAGGAAGUGAGAGUCUAUAACUGAUGCUGAACGCAGCACCAUGAAUCGCGAUGAGGGGGUGGUUAUCGACAUGACCGUGUGACAUUCUAUAGAUUACGUCAAAUGAAUAGCAUAAUGCAGUUCUCUGUAAUAUGAAUUAAGUUAACGUCUUAUUUUAGUUAUAUUUUUUUGUUUUGUUAUGAUGUAGCAAAAAGAAAAAAAAAUUAAACUCAACUUUGUUCAUACGUAGAACACGA